UAGAUAGCUGUGAGGGAGCACUGUGUGCAGGCAGAGGAGGACUACCAGUACAAUACGUUGCGGACAGAAAGUGGAGGGCGAAAAAUAACUCAAGAACCGACAGAUCGCCGUACGCCAAUGUUCAAAAAUAUACAGUUUCGAUAGAGGCCGAAGGUUCGAGAAUCAGACGCAGAAGAUUUGAGCUUUGGUCAUCUGAAAAAGGAGAAUAUAAAGAUGUCGUCUCCAAGUCCGGGCAAAAGACGAAUGGACACAGACGUGGUGAAACUCAUCGAGAGUAAACAUGAAGUCACAAUCUUGAGUGGACUCAAUGAAUUUGUAGUCAAGUUUUAUGGACCACAAGGAACACCGUACGAAGGGGGUGUAUGGAAGGUGCGAGUAGAUCUUCCUGACAAAUACCCCUUCAAAUCUCCAUCUAUAGGAUUUAUGAAUAAGAUUUUUCAUCCGAACAUCGAUGAAGCGUCAGGGACCGUGUGUUUAGAUGUGAUCAACCAGACAUGGACCGCUCUUUAUGAUCUCACCAAUAUCUUCGAGUCGUUUUUGCCACAAUUGCUGGCUUACCCGAACCCCAUCGACCCUCUGAACGGGGACGCGGCGGCCAUGUACCUGCACCGGCCGGAGGACUACAAACAGAAAAUCAAAGAAUACAUCCAGAAAUAUGCAACAGAGGAGGCCCUGAAGGAGCAGGAGGAGGGAGCAGGCGACUCCUCAUCAGAAAGCUCCAUGUCUGAUUUUUCAGAGGACGAAGCUCAGGACAUGGAGUUGUAGUUAGGGGCGAGCUUUUCUCCCCUUUACCACAGAGACUAUAUGAUUUCCUAACCAUGCGAAGCAGACUAUAAAGAUUCAUAUUUAAACAAGGUGAUUUUUUUUAUCGUUAUUAUUAUUACUAAACCAGGAUUUUUAUGGAUAUCUAGCGUUGACGAUGAAUACGGCACCCUCUCUAGGUGUUCUGUCUCUACUUUCUGGUGGUUGUUUUUUUUCUCGACCUUUCUUUCGCUCUCUCACUCGCUCUCUCCGUCACCCCACCAAAAGAAAGGCUUGUAGUGUAUCCCCACGUCGAUAGCCACAUAGCCGGAAUGCAUGUCAUCGCCCCCCGAUCCACCUUUUCCUGGCUGACCGGAUUAUAACAGAGGCUGUAUCUUUAGCGGGGGUGCCCAAACUUUUUCUCCUUUGUGAUGUCACUAAUGUAUCGGAGACGCCUGCUGGUUCUGUCCGUGACGCUGUGAUGUGUAACCCCCUCGGCUUAGGCGACGGUCUUCGGGUGGAGUUGUUGCUGUGGGAUUGGACGCAUUUUGCCAGAUACGCCUUUGUUUCUUCGUUUGUACCUUCCCAGUCCAAGUCACUUGUUUUUUGUUUGUUUUUGUUUGUUUUGCAGCUGUCUGUGUGUGUUUUUUUUUUUAAAUGACGAUAAAAAUGUUAGCCGAAGGAAAAUGACAUUCAUUUUGUUGAUUCUAGUUCAUUUCUCUUCAUUGAUAUUUUAUGUGGGGUCUCACCUUGGGAAACAUCUGAUGUUUUGUCAUGCUGUACAGUACGAUGAUAAUCUGGAUUUUACGAAACGCACCUUUCGCUCACUCAUGGAUGGAUGUUACACUGUAAGAAAAGAUUUGUUGGUUUAACUAAAAUGCGUUACCUGAUAGCCUUAAUUUUUAUGUUUUGUCAACUAAUAUUUUUAAGUUGAAUUAAUACAAUUUUAAGGCAACCGGGGAAACUUAUGUUUUUAGGUUAAACCAACUUUUUAUUAUUUACAGUGAAUGGCAGGGUAGAUGGCGCUGUAAAUGUUUUUGCGGACGAAAAAGAGGCUGUGAGCGUUACAUGUACAAUUUUUUUUGGUUUUAACUUUGAUUGAUUAUUUUUGAAACACAUAUUGUUAAUGCUUUUAAUAGCAAUGACAAAAAACUAUUACUGUGGUUCAACUUAAAAAAGAACCUAGGCCCUAAGGUGACAUUGGAGUAAAAAAAUCGAAAGUUUAGUUUCAUGUGCUCACGUAAAAAGUUUCGCGUGCUCAUGUGUAACUUUCAUGUGGUCACGUUAAACCUUAAUGUGCUGAAUUUUUCUAAAAGUUUAGUUUCAUGUGCUCACGUAAAAAGUUUCGCGUGCUCAUGUGUAACUUUCAUGUGGUCACGUUAAACCUUAAUGUGCUGAAUUUUUCUAAAAGUUUAGUUUUGCGUGCGCACGUGAAACUAUGGCGUGCACACGUGAAACUCUGGCGUGUGCACGUGAAACUUUCAUGUGGUCACGCAAAACCUUAACGUGCUGAAUUUUUCUAAAAGGUUAGUUUUGCGUGGGCACGUGAAACUAUGGAGUGCGCACGUGAAACUAUGGCGUGCGCCUGUGAAACUUUCGCGUGCACACGUGCGUGCGCGAAACUUAACGCGAUAGUUUCACGUGCGUGUGCGAAACUAAACUUUUCCCCUUAGGGGCUCCGUAAAAAAGUAAGUUACCUGGUUGUCUUAAAUUUUUUUGUUAUUUUAACUUAAAAAAAGAACAAUUGUGUCCAACUAUUGAAACUUUCAAGUGCUCACACGAAACCUUCAUGUGCAGAUUUCUUUUUUAAAGUUUAGUUUCGUGUGCACGCGCGAUUGUUUCAGGUGCGCAUGCGAAACUAAACUUUAUAACAUUUUUCUCCAUGUCCCCUUAGGGGCUCCAUAAAAAAGUAAGUUACCUGGUUUCCUUAAAAUUUUGAGUUAUUUUAACUUACAAAAAGAACAAUUGUGUCCAACUAAUAUUUUUGAGUUAACUAAUAUUUUUAAGUUGAAUUGACUCAAAUUUUUAAGGCACUUUUUUAAGUUUAACCAACAAAUCAUUUUUUACAGUGUGGGGUAAUACAAGCAUGAAAAUUUAACAUGACGUGAGCAACCUGUCCCUCGCAGCUGAGUUUUCAUUUGGGAUAAAUGAUAUGCCGUCUACCCUGACUAAUGGGAUCAAUCCCACAAUCCCACUCCAGUGUGACUACUGAGGAAAACCUCACAACUCCCUUUAAAAUCUCUCGAGUGUCUUUUAAAGACAGCUGACAUGCAGAGAUUUGGCAUCAACAUUAAGCUCUUACUGUGGAAGCCCUACGACACAAACCAUGGCUGGAUUUGAAGACUCUUUGUCAUCCGACCUUCCGCAAUGAUCUCAAAAUGUCCAGGAAGUGAAACAAAGAAGAGUCUUUAUUUUUAAGAAAGUACAGUCUGUUCCUCUGUCCAUCUUUCAUUUUGUAAUAACAACGAGUGUUUGUCUUUUUACGUUUACCGUCUCGCACCCUUUUUGACUCAUUGUGGUUUGAUGCGGAAGUGGAGUAGUGGUGUAGAAAAGUUGCUAACAUUUGUACAAAUCAUCUUUCCUAUUGCUUGUGCAUAACUAUGAUAGCUGUCGUUAGACCUCACGUAGAUCUAGUUAGUUUACUGGGUGGUGAAGUUGAAAUUAAUGUUUAGGUUUUAUGUAACCUGCUUGAUGAUUAGGUUUGGUAAGAUCUGAUCUGCCUCCAUCAAUUACGACUUACAAAAAGAGUUUUUUGGGUUUUAGUUAACAUUUACUAAUACGGAGGGGAGGCGGUGUGGAAACGGCAGAUAAUUUCUGUAUAAAAAACACCUGCAGAUGUCAUCACUUUGCAGAUUUUUAUAUUUUCAGUAUUGCAGAUUCAUUCAUUGUCCGGAUACAAAAAAAUAAGCUUACAAAGAUGACAGACCUCGGUGGAAUAGCAUAAAGGGUGGGUUUUCGCAAUUCGGAUUGUGUGGUUUUUUUCUAAGCUGCCAAUAUUUAUCUUCUGGAGUGAGUUUUUCAUUCUUCUGUUUUUCUUUUUUAUGAAAUCAAUGUCGAAUGGGCGAAAGCCUGUGUCAAGAAUUGGCCGAAUAGUGCAAUGAAGAAAGUUUCAAAUAUUUCCCAUAUUUUUUUUUUUACAAGGACACCAAAUUUCUCACCUGUAUGCAGUAUUGUGUUUAAGUGAGAGGAGGCGUGAGAUGUGGACUGACAGAUAUUUUUUUUAUUUUUUAAAUAUAGAUGGCUUUGUUUCACAUGCAACACUGCCUUUUUACCCUCGUCUCUCAGAUGCAUAAAAAUGCAUCUCUGCUGUCCAAACCCUGCCUCUCUUUAUUUCAUUUCUACUUCAUUAUUGCUCCCUGGAUUUAAAGGUUUAAUACGAGAGGACAUUUAGUUUGAAUAAUUGUUUGUUUGUUUUUAAUGUAAGACUCAAAUUGAUUUGAAGAAUCUCGAAUAAACAUGUAUAAGUGUGCUUCCAUACGUUUAAUUUCAUAAUGAUAUUGAGUUUAUUAUACUAAUUCCUGGAUUCCUUUUUUCCCAUGUCAAUAAAACCGAGGCACCCAUCUGAAGCAGGUAAUGCUAUGUUGAUGUCUGCGGGCGCUCUAUUUUUUAAAGUUAAAAUUAAUAAAUAAUUACAAUGUGACCUUUGUGUCCACAGUGCUUAUAUACGCACACAAACAUCUACAUGCAACUCGUUCUUAAUGUCAAGGUCCGUUU
Messenger RNA from Paramisgurnus dabryanus, 4455 nucleotides. The record is from RefSeq and is a predicted model, not a curated record. Lineage: Eukaryota; Metazoa; Chordata; Actinopteri; Cypriniformes; Cobitidae.